Stegastes partitus (bicolor damselfish) is the source of this 5002-nucleotide messenger RNA. It is a transcript of the gene itga7, whose product is annotated as integrin, alpha 7. The record is from RefSeq and is a predicted model, not a curated record. Gene Ontology annotation, cellular component: external side of plasma membrane; integrin complex. NCBI's taxonomy places the organism in Eukaryota, Metazoa, Chordata, Actinopteri, Pomacentridae. The transcript has 25 exons. The coding region runs from base 209 to 3583 and encodes 1124 amino acids. Gene Ontology annotation, molecular function: integrin binding. Gene Ontology annotation, biological process: integrin-mediated signaling pathway; cell adhesion mediated by integrin; cell-cell adhesion.
AACGGAGUUGAGAGCACGACAGAGCGAGGGAGAAAGAGGACUGGAAACAAGGGAGGCAUCCACAGAGGAGAGGAACAGGAGAGGACCUCUUACACAGGAUUUGCCCCUUUUUUUUUGUCUCUUUUGGCUCUCUGGGAGCCAUAAAAGGAAUCUUCCCUUGUGCUCUUCUUAGACUGAACUUGCUCUGCUGAAGGACCUGCACCCUGCUAUGGCAGCCCUGGUGGGACAUGGGAACACUGCUUCCCCCUCAUCUCGCCCCUCUCAUCGGUGGACUACCUUGAUCUGGGCUCUGUUGACCCUCAUAUAUCAAGUCUGGGGCUUUAACCUGGAUACUACUCACACGCUGCAUAAGUUGGGAGACCGUGGCACCUUUUUUGGCUUCUCUCUUGCACUUCACCAGCAGCUUACCCCAGAUCCUCAGAGCUGGAUCUUGGUGGGUGCACCGCAAGCAGCAGGCCAGGGGAGGCUGAGGGGAAGUCGACCAGGAGCCCUGUUCAGGUGUCCGAUCACACCAGAGGAGUACGACUGUGAGAGGGUUGACAUCGAUGGAGAUGUGAAACGGGAAAGAGAGAGCAAGGACAACCAGUGGCUCGGCGUUACAGUCAAGAGUCAGGGGAUUGGAGGGAAGGUGGUGACCUGUGCUCACCUGUACGAGCUGAGGCAACGUGUCAGUAAACCUUCAGAGACUCGUGAUCCCAUCGGUCGCUGCUACGUCCUAAGCGAGGACCUGACUGAGCGAGAUGAUCUGGACGGAGGAGAAUGGAAGUUCUGUGAAGGUCGACCACAGGGGCACGAGCAGUUUGGUUUCUGCCAGCAGGGCCUGUCUGUCAGUUUUACCCCAGACAACAACUUCAUUCUGUUUGGGGCUCCAGGAACCUACAACUGGAAAGGUGAGAUGCGCGUCCAGCUCUUCAACCAGACUCUGCUCGACCUCGGUUACUAUGACGACGGGCCCUAUGAGGUGGCAGAUCAGAAACAACUUAAUGCUCAGCUCAUCCCUGUGCCCUACCACAGUUACCUGGGGUUUUCUGUGGACUCAGCCAUGGGGAUAAUGAGCCUUGGGGAGCUGACCUUCGUGGCUGGUGCACCGCGGGCCAACCAUACAGGGGCAGUGUUGCUGCUGAAGAAGGACAACGUUUAUCGGUUGGUGCCACAGCACAUCUUCUGGGGGGAGGAGCUGGCGUCUUCAUUCGGGUACUCGGUAGCCACCACGGAUCUCAACAGGGACGGCUGGACCGACCUGAUUGUUGGAGCUCCUAACUUUUUUGACCGUAAAGCGGAGAUUGGUGGAGCUGUUUAUGUGUAUCUGAACCCCUUUGGUCACUGGGACGAUCAGGCUCGGCCCAUUCGUCUCAACGGGACAUAUGACUCCAUGUUUGGGAUGACAGUCACCAACAUCGGAGAUCUGGACCAGGAUGGAUACGGAGAUAUUGCUGUGGGAGCACCGUUUGAUGGAGAUGGAAAAGUUUUCAUCUACAGAGGCUCAGAUGCUGGAAUUGAGACUAAACCCGCUCAGGUGCUGGAUGGCCGUGACUUUGACGUGAGACGUUUCGGAUACUCCAUCUCAGGUGGUUUGGAUAUUGACAGCAACCACUAUCCAGAUGUGGCAGUAGGGUCUCUUAAUGACUCAGUGGUUCUCUUCAGGUCUCGUCCAGUUAUCCAUGUGCUCAGAGAAAUGUCUAUUGACCCUCAAAACAUUGAUUUGGAGCAGAACAACUGCCAAGGCAGAGAUGGUGUCUGUGUGGAGGUCAAGGCCUGCUUCACCUUCACAGCCCACCCCGCACACUACUCCCCACACAUUACCCUUGUGGUGCACUUUGAAGCUGACACAGAGCGUAGGAAGCUUGGCCUCCCACACCGCGUUAACUUCCUGGGCCGCAGUUCACUGGAGCCCGAGUAUACGCAGACUGAAGAAGUGGAGCUGCAUCGGCAGCUUCACCCUGUGUGCACCACUGCUGUCUUCCAGCUGCAUGAGAAUAUCCGUGACAAACUGCGUCCCAUCUCUUUGGCGAUAACCCACACGAUCAAGCCCCAGCCGCCACGCAGACACUCUGCCAAGAAGUUGGAGAAGCUGCCUCCUAUACUGAAUGUCUCCCCCUCUAACACACUGCAUUCUGAGGUGAACUUCCUGCGAGAAGGAUGUGGCGAUGACAAAAUCUGCCAGAGCAACCUGAAGCUCAGCUACCAGUUUGGAACAAGACCCCUGAACUCCGACCUCUUCACCCCUCUGCCAAAAGAUGAGUACGAUGUGCAGGUGUUUUCUCUGUCAGACCAGCGGUUGGUGGUUUUGGAGAUCACCGUCACCAACAUGCCCUCUGACCCUCUGUACCCUGAGGAGGAUGGAGAUGACGCUCACGCUGCUCAGCUUCUCAUAUCUUUUCCAAACACGCUGUCAUAUGCGGGUUCCCGGAUCCCACCACAGAUGAGAUGUCAAGCGAACUCGAAUGGCUCCCAAGUUGAGUGCGAGCUGGGAAAUCCUGUCAAACGAGAUACUAAGCUGAAAUUCUCCAUCAACCUGAGUACAUCUAACAUCACUAUUGAGACCACUGAGCUGACAGCAGAUCUCUUACUGACAACUAUCAGUGAGCAGCCUGACUUGGUCCCAGUCACAGCUUUUGCUAAAGUUGUGAUAGAGCUCCCUCUGUCUGUCAGUGGACUUGCUCGUCCUCACCAGCUUUUCUUCAGUGGCACAGUGAGGGGAGAGAGUGCCAUGACCAGUCUGGAGGACAUCGGCAGCCCAGUCGAUUUUGAGUUUGUGGUUUCUAAUCCUGGGCAAGCUCUCCAGACAUUUGGCUCAGCCUUCCUCAACAUCAUGUGGCCUUCUGAGCUGGUCAAUGAGAAAUGGCUCCUGUAUCCUGCCAGCCUGAAGUUUAAGGGCCACCCAGACACACACUGCAGCAACACAGCAGCCCUGAACCCUCUGAAGCUUCAGAGCUCCUCACCUGACGAACAUCAGCUUGCCAAUCACACGGUGGGAAGAACACGCCGCUCCCACCCAGAGGAGGAAGGUCAAGUCAUGACAAAAGGCAGCGUAGGACGAAUCACACCAGAUGUGGCAGCUUCAGAGAGACGCAAGUCGCUCAAACUGGAUUGUCUCUUGGGCUCAGCCCGCUGUGUGCUGUUCCAGUGUCCCCUCCACAGUUUCUCUGGUCAGGCUGUCUUCAAGAUCGAUGCCAGACUGUGGAACAGCAGUUUCAUAGAGGAGUUCCCGACAGUUAGUGCUCUGGAGCUGCUGGUCAGAGCCAACAUCACUGUGAAGUCCAGCAUCAAACAUCUGGUCCUCAGGGAUGCUUCUGCACAGGUUCCAGUAAUGAUUUAUCCUGAGCCUGGUCUCGCUGACCAGUCCUGGAUCCCCUGGUGGAUUAUUCUCAUCGCCAUCCUGGCAGGCAUCCUGCUGCUGACUCUACUGGUCUGCAUACUGUGGAAGUGUGGCUUCUUCCGACGAGCUCAAUACAAAGACAAACUGCCUCAGUACCACGCAGUGAAGAUCCCUCGUGAGGACCGGCCACAGUUCCAGACUGAGAAGUCAGGAGGUGUCCACAAAAAGGAAUGGGCCACGCACUGGAGCGACGGGACCUCGUAACUCGCUUUGAAGCACUGACUGACUAAAAUAAUUCAAAUCACCACGUGUGGCACUCGCUCUGUCUUUGCAUUGGAACUAAUUGACUAAAAAAGAAAACAAAAGGGCACAAAGACUGGGAUCUCGCAAAACUCUGUGCACACUUUACUGCAUCAGUACUUGCAUAUAUUGGUGGCCUGUUACACUGGGACUGGAUCUAUAUUCUUCCUACUGUCGCUUAUUGACAGCUGGCCUUAGAUAGUCUGCUCAUACUGUGUGUCUAUAUCACAGUUUUACAGUAAACACUGAAGGCCCACAACAAAAUUAGAACCAGUCUAGCUGCUCAGUAUGUUUUACAGCCUACACAGCUGCUUCACUGUCUGUCAUCCGUUUUGACGGGCGGAACAAAAGAGGACUGAAAAUCAAAGACAUGCAUGAAUGCACAGGCAUACAGAAUAUUAUUAGAUUCAUGCAGACAUACUGGACGUUGCCAAUAAAGAGGCCACUGCCCAUGACAAAGAUUACUUUUUGCCUUAACUACUGCAAGACUGACGACUGAUAUGGGCAAAGAAAAAAAUGCAUUUUUAAUAUAUAUAUAUAUAAAACUGAUGUUUAGGGGAUUCUUUUCGUUAGCGCUGGUAAACACUGGGAAAAUAUCAGUCCAAAACACUGAAUGUGUUUCUGGGCUGGCUGAUUACUCUGGGCUGGUUGAAGAGGCCGUUAAAUGAGUUCACUUGUUUUUUAUAUUCAAGGAAAAUAACAAAGCCUUUUCAGUUUGUGUUGAAUAUGUUUUUCCAUUUUGUGUUACUAUGUCAGUCAAACGUACUGUUCAUCAUUAGUCAGUUGCCUGAGUGAACUUGAAAGAGAACAAGAAGCCACAAUACAGCCUUUGACAUGACAUGACCAUACAUAGUGCUGCUGUCACAUCAAACCAAAUGUGUCAGAAAAGCAAAGCAAUAUUUUAAAUGUAGUCUGCUCCUUUGCAGCUUAAGAAUUUUAAUUUCUUGAACCAAACAUUGUUCUUUUAAAAUAUAUAUAUGUAUAAUUCCCUGCCUUUUAAUGGCAUAACAUAUGCUCAGUGUAUGAAGGGCCUGUGAAUGAAGACAUACAGUGGUCUCAUUUUAAAACCUGUUCUUCUACAUAGGACUAAAUUAGACAUAAAUCCAACCAUUCAUUUUUUUUUUCACCAGGAGACAUCACAACCUUUGUAUAAAUACUGUUGUUUGUUGCUCUAUUCCUGCUGAUGUACUCCACUCACACCAGUCAGGAUAUGACAGUACAUUCAUUUCAGCACUGACAUUUCUAAUUGCAACAAGUGCCUUACUGUAAAAGUGGCAGAUGGUGAGCUGCUGGUUACAAACGCAAGGCUACUGCAGAUUAGAUCACGCUGCCUCCGAAACAUCUGUUGGGACACCGGUGGACGAGUAAACAUCCCUCCAACAC